UCAAAAUUGGUUGACCAAUGGUUUUACUUUGAUCAUUUGAAUGAUUCCCUCGUUUUUUGUUUGUGUUUUGAUUAUAAAAAUUUUGAUUCUCACGUUUGAUUGAAUUAAUCAAUUUAGUUAAUUGUCACUUGUUUUCAUACUGUGCGUGUAAACGUUGAAAGCUCCUCCUUUUUAAUUUAAAAAGAAUCACAAUCUGAGCCUUAACAAUUUGCCUACACAAACAGAUAGAAACACUCACACCUUGUUUUUCCCCUUUGGCUUAAAAUGUGUUCACUUCGCAAUCAAUUUAAUUCCAUUGGAAUCAUUUGGUUUACUUAUCGUUUCUAUUUGAUUAACUUUUAGUGACAAUUUGUGUGCUCCAUGGUGAUGGUGGUUUAAUUAAUCUUCAAUUUAUAUAAACAUCUAUUUGGUACUAUAGAAAUCAUCUUAAGGUUUUUUUUUUCUCUUGGAAAAAAAAGAGAGGGGGGAUGUGAAAGAAAACGAAAACAACAUAAGAAGACAACAUUGGAAACUCAUUAACUAAUUAUCUGGUUUAUUCUAUUUCAAUUUCAACUUAUAUUCAUCAUCAUCAUCUUCAUCAUCAUAUACUUAUCAUAAUCAUUAUUCAUCAUCUAAAGUCAUUCUUUAAUCAUGUGUUACCUUUAAAAAUUGAUUCUUUUUUUGCUUCUUAUCUUUAACCCUUAUGAUUUAAAAUAUUAUAUUUAUAUAAAUAUAUAAAUUGUUUUUCUAUAUAAAAUUAAGCAUUAUGGGUAAUUGGAGUUCCUGUUGUCUUCCUGGUAAUAAAAAUUUGGACGAUGGUGAUGGUGAACGUACUCGUAUUCUAAAUGAUCCAACUGGUGAUGGUCGAUUUGUUGGUGAAGAGACUUGUUACACUGGAGAUGGUGUUGCCAUUAAUUCAAAACAAUCAACCGAUUAUGGGACAAUCAAUAAUGGUGGAAGUAAAAAUAACGAGCAAAGUAAUGCCUGGCAUCGAAUAUUGAAUAAAAUGUUGGCCAAUGUGAUUGAUGUUUCAGCUGAUGUUCCACCAGUUGAACAAAAUGAAUACACUGAAAGGACUCGCCUCUAUCAGAAUAAAAUUAACCAACUACGACAACCACUUUACCUUAAAUAUCGUCUAUCCAAUAAUAAAUUAACAAUUCUAAAUGGAUCAGGAUCUGGUUCUAAACGAUUAAUCGACAAUUCAUCUGAUUUAAGAGACUUUCCAACACCAUUUAAGACUAUCUCUGAAGAGGAUCUUACAUUAACCAACCUGAUCUCUGAUAAAACAUUAAUUGCUGUUAAGAAAGGUUAUGCUGUUAAUAUUGAGGAACAACUUGUGGUACAAUUUAAUCCAUAAUCAAAAAUCUUCCUCUUUCCCUCUAAUCAAAUGGAAAACAAUUUAAUUUUGUAACCAUUUUCCUCCUUAUAUUUGGUUAAAACAAUGUUUUCUAAUCUACAUUAAUGGACUAAAGCCAAUGUUGUUCAAUCAUCAUCAUCAUCAUAAUCAUCAUAAUCAUAAUCAUCACCAUCGUCAUCAUCUUCCAUCAUGAAGAGAUAUACCAUUUCUACCUUAUAUUUUUUCUCUCUCACUCUCUAUCAUCAUAAUACAUUUAUUUUGUUCUCGAUUAAGAAAUCAACAGAUUAAUCAUUUACACUAAAAAAUGACAACGAUUUUGCAUUUAUCAUGUUGUUAAAAACUCCAGAUACCUGAUACUUAAUGACAGUCGUAUUGCAAAUAACCUUUUUAAUUGUUCCUCUAGAUUUUUUUAUCUAUUUAGUGAGACAAUUAACUGAGAAAAUGUUAUAUUAAUAUAAACAUAAACCUUCAAUAAUCUUCUGUAUCAUUAACAUUUCAGGUUAUUAACUAUUGUAAUUACUUUUUCUUUAUCAUAUUGAAGGAAAACAAUUAAUCGUUGUAAUAUAGUUUAAUAAUUAAAAGAAAACAAUCCACAAAACCAGAUUCAUCUGGAAGCUCAUUAA
Molecule: messenger RNA, 1959 nt
Organism: Panonychus citri (citrus red mite)
Lineage: Eukaryota; Metazoa; Arthropoda; Arachnida; Trombidiformes; Tetranychidae
Exons: 1
Coding region: 746-1336 (196 amino acids)
Source: RefSeq, a predicted model, not a curated record